AAAAUAGAUCACGUGACUAAUCACGUGGUGCAAAAGUUUUCUUCAUCCAAGAAAGAAGAGGGCGACUCGACCUUUUUCUCUGUCCUCCAAAGCAUAAAGGGAGUCAGCGUGUCAGGCUCUCUGCGUCCUACCACCCCGCGACACGACGUGUCUUCGAAACAACCAGCACGUGACUCUGCCCCUCUUGUCGUGUGAGGCUGGAAGCUGCCAUGAGCACAACGGAAAAGAAGGCGCAGGUGCUUCAGUUGGAGCCGCCCCAGGAGCUGGUAUUCAAAGGGCCGUUCAAUGACGUCAUCACAGCCAACUUGGUCCUGCGAAACCCCAGUGAGAAGACGGUGCUGUUCAAGGUGAAGACGACGGCUCCCAAGCAGUACUGCGUGCGGCCCAACAGCGGAGUUCUGGAGCCGAGCAAACAUCAGAACAUUGCUGUGAUGCUGCAGCCUUCAGCCGACCUUUCGUCAGUGGACAAGUCGAAGCACAAAUUCAUGGUCCAGUCCAUGUAUGCCCCGCCCAAUUUCGUCAACGACAACCUUGACCAAGUGUGGAGGAACGUACAGAAAUCAGAGCUGAUGGACUCGAAGCUCAAGUGCUCUUUCGUUGAGGACGGGAGCCAGCAGCCUGCGGAAAAUUCACAGUCGGAGCCGCCUCCCCCUUACUCACAGACAGCUCAGGAUGGUAGUGGGGUUGAAGAGUUUGGUCAGGCGGAGGCCGGCAAAGAAGAUCUCCUCAUGACCAGUGCCACUGGAGAGACCAUUCUCCAGGUACCUUCUCCGCCACAGCAGAUGACCACCGGCAAGAAGGAAGAGGACCCAGUGAUGUUGAGCAUGAAGACACCUGCAGCAGUUAUGGUGCAGUCGACCGCAGGCUCCACACCAGCACAUGUAUCAAAGUCGGAGAGAGAAGAAGCAGAAGCAGAAGCGAAGUUGAGGGCUAUGCAAGAUAGAAUAGACCUAUUAACAAGUGAAAACAGUCAGCUAAAGGGUGAAUCAAGCCAACUUCGGGAGCGUAUAAGGCAAAAACCAGGAACAACGACAGCCACGGCAAAAUUCCCACCUGCCGGCCCCUCUCCCCCUCCCUCCUCACCUCUCAACAUUAUUGCCGUCUUGCUCAUUCUGGUGGCCCUCGUUCUGGGCUACUUAGUGGGUCGCUUGCUGUAGAGAGAGGCUAGGAGAGAAGAGGGAGGGAGAGGGGGAGAACAGCUGGGGGGUGCAUUUAGGAGGAGAUAGAAACGAUUAGGUUGAGAGGGUGAAUCUCAAAGUUGUGGAUGUUGUUGUACAUUAUCUCUUGGCUGUUUUUCAUUCUUCUCCUUUCUUUUUGUAUGUAUGAGGUAAUUUGUAUAUUAUACCACGCACAUUGGUUGAUGCUGGACAUGCCGCCGGAAGUUAAGUGUGUCGGCGCAAUAGCGUUUUGAGAAAUGUGCGCAUGCGUGAACACGCUUUGGAUCUGCUGGAGGGAUAUGCGUCGGCCGCCAGUGGCGUGUUUUCGACUACUCGUGUCGCUAGUCGCGGUCACGGCCCUGACUGCCCUCGUCUUACAGUCACGCUGCGGGGA
Molecule: messenger RNA, 1551 nt
Organism: Geodia barretti
Lineage: Eukaryota; Metazoa; Porifera; Demospongiae; Tetractinellida; Geodiidae
Source: the annotation of a GenBank genome assembly